GGCUGUAAGAUUUGUUUUGUUGUCCUCAUCCUUCCUUCCACCAUGGCGUAUUCUACUCUUUCCCUCUCAAUUUCAAAAGUUUGAAACGCACCGUAAAAACUAAACGUCUAAACGCUGCGUCUCAGUUCCCAUGGACGACGAAGCUAUUGCUAACGCUAACGGAGCUCCGUCACCUCCAUGUGUCGUUUCGGUGUCUGCACUCUCCGGUUCCCGCCGCCGCCUCUCGACGAGCUUCCUGGAGCGGAGCCGCCGCCCUGUCUCGUCGUCGGAGAAGCUCAAGCCUAUGGCGUGGAUAUCUCUCCAGGGACGGCUCCUCAACGCCGACGAAGCCAGCUCGGCUCGAACCAUCUGCGGCGGCUUCAGCGCCGAACUAGCCCUCGCUUGGAACCUCUUCCCUCCCAUCCACAGGUUCCUCGUAGUCGCGGUCAUUGGCACUGCCGUUGCACGCUCCCGAAAAGACCUUCAAAUAUUCCAACUCAAAAACUCCGUUCAUCUAAGGGACCAGGUGCUGUUAAACAUGCAGCAAAAGCUUGAUAGUCUUUGCGAGUUGGUUAACAAUUCUAAACUACACUCAACCAAUAAGUCUUGUGACAAGGAUGGGGAAUUGCAAUUAAAUGAGACUCUUGGCUCUGGGAAAAUUAACUUUGUUGAUUGUGGUUGUUGGCAUUGUGAGCAACACUCUGCUUUCCUUAAUGAAUUAAUGGUUGAUUCUGUUGCAAGAACCUCUGGUGCCAAUGAGGUGCUUCAAUAUAAGAUGCCCUUCUCUAAUGAAGAUCAAGAGGAGCGAAGAAUGUCUGACAUGUCAGAUUGGGCUUCAAGUGUCACAUCUUCUGCUGAUAUCCAGUUAAACAACUUGGCUGUAGAACAAGAUAUUUAUAAUCUUAGGAGGGACUGCGAAGAGAAGGAUACCACAAUAAAGGAACUAACCACCCUGUUGAACUCUAAUGAGGUUGCUAAGUGCAAGAGGAUUGCUGAAUUAGAAGACAUUAUACGGAGGAAAAAUACAACAAUUUCAAAAUUAAAGAAAGACAUGUUGGUUUUAGAACAAAAGGUUGUGCAACUUACAAGACUUCGUCGACCCUCUUUCUCUACUAGUGGCUCAAAUGACAGUCAGCUGCCACAUAUCAUGAUAGAUAACCUUCUUUAUGAUAUGGAGAGCACCACUAGCCCCUCCUCAUCUUCUGAUUCGGAUAGCUCUUCUGUCAUCAAAGCACGGGAUCGUCCUGCUGAUGUUGUCCUGAACCAGAAUUUGGCUUCCAAAAUUAAUCAGAAACCUACACCAGCAAAAGUAUCCAGUUCAUCAGGGAGAUUUUUUGAAUGCCACUCAAAGUCUCAAUCCGUUAGUCCUCGUAAAGAACUUUCAAGUAGCCAAAAAUCUAAUGCAGCUUCCUCUUCAGCCCAAAAGCUAUUGUCAGCUCGUGGGGACUUAAAAAAGAAUAGAAGACGAUCUCUUAAUGGAGAUAAGAGUACGAUGGAACAUAAGAGAUGGGUAUAGUAAGGAGAGGCUCUGGUAUGAUGAGGGUACAAUUUUCUCUAUGUUUGCAAUUAUCCAACGGGAUCGAAGUGUCAAGUAGAAGAUGGCAAAUACUUCAUAGACAUAUACUUUAGCUAUGGCACACUAUGAUUUAGAUCGAUAAAUUGAAGAUCGCGGCGGCAGGGAUUUUAAUCAAAUCUGUUAGUGCUGUCUAACAGUUGGUUUAUUUUUAUCCUUCAAUUCAUGGACUGUUUUACUCAUUAAAUUCGAUUGCUCGAUGGUCUCUUUCUCAAGCGAUUAAAGCAGAAACAAACGAAA
Glycine soja is the source of this 1792-nucleotide messenger RNA. RefSeq lists its product as uncharacterized. The coding region runs from base 131 to 1495 and encodes 454 amino acids. The record is from RefSeq and is a predicted model, not a curated record. The transcript has 7 exons. NCBI's taxonomy places the organism in Eukaryota, Viridiplantae, Streptophyta, Magnoliopsida, Fabales, Fabaceae.